GCGGAGUAUCGCGGAUUUCGCACUCGGUGUUGUACCUUAUAUACCAUAUAUAGUUAGCCAUGCGAAGGUUUUUCUUCGUUUUUCUUGUUCUGGUGGCACCCGCAGUUCUGGCGGCCGAUGAGAAACUCAAGGGGGAGAUAAAAGCCGAGGGUACGGGGAAGAACAAUCCGGCGAAAAUCAAGAUUUGCGACGUGUGUAAUUGCACGGAAAAAACAAUGGACUGCUCGAACCGGGGGCUGAACAUGAGCGUGUUCGAUUACGAUUUUCCAGCGGACAAGCAUUACGAUGUCCUGGACUUUUCGCACAACAAGAUCGGCCGCAUAAGACCCUUGCCUACGACGCAAGUGUUCAAACUCGUGUUCCGGAACAACAAUGUAAGCAUCAUAGAUGACCACUCGUUCAAGCUCGUAGCAAACCUCACGGAACUCGAUCUGAGCCACAACUCGUUGUCUUUCGAGUCGCUCUCGCCGCACGCGUUCAGGGGUCACUUUUCCUCGGAAUCCUACGAGACGUUGAAGAAGCUGCGAAAGCUGGACUUGUCGCACAACAACUUCAUCUCGCUCAAGCCAAACAUCUUCGAGCAUGUGACGGGCAUGACGCAUUUGAACUUGUCGCACAAUCCCCUCAAAGUUUUCAAUCAAAUGUUGAUAACGACGAUCACCACAAUCUCGCUUUUGGAGGACCUCAGUAUGAGUCACUGCCAGUUCAAGAAGAUCGACGCGACCGCCAUGCGAAUUCACCAGAGGUUGAAGAUCUUGGAUCUGAGUUACAACCUGUUCCAAGAGCCACCCAACGUCCUCGAGGACGUCAACUCGUUGGAGAGCCUUAUUCUCGACGGGAACCCGAUCGUGAACUUGACGGCCGAAAAUGGCUUCCCGAGCAUGAAGAGCUUGAAGGCGCUGAGCAUGAGCGACAUGCCGAAGCUGGUGUGGAUCGGUGAGGGCUCGAUGUGUCAUCUGCAGGCUCUGGAGUCGCUGAGGAUCACCAACUGCCCGAACUUUACCGACAUCGACGAGGACGCCCUUGCCCUGAAGUCGUCGAGUGGAGGCACUACAUGGCCGUUGAUCAAGGCGCUCGACUUGUCCAACAAUGCGUUGAAAUAUUUACCGGACAAUCUGAUAGCCCGAUGGGACGACGUCAAACAGUUGCACCUGAAGGACAAUCAGUGGCACUGCGACUGCGACAACCAAAAUCUCAUCGGCGUCAUCCUGCCAAAGUACGGGAAGAAAUUGAUGGGCUCGGAAGCCUCGGAACUACGUUGCGCAGCUCCACCCGAGCACUCGAACCGGACCCUGGAAUCAUUGGCCGGAUGGAAGCUCCGCUGCCCGGACAUGUACGGAGCAAGGCCGGAACGCGACUCCGCUGUACUCAUCGGUAUGCUCGUCGGAGUUUUGCUGUCCGUACCGAUCGUCCUUGUCUUCUUCGUGUUCUGGAAGAGGGGCUACUUUUUCUGCUCGACCCAGGGCCCGGCUGCCUUUUCGAGGGCGUUUUACAAGCGAACGCCACCUUUCGAAGAUGACGUCUGAACAACUACUGCUCCCCCUUUUCGUGUAUUUUUUUUUUUUUUUUUAUACACGUCAAAGUAAUUAUUUUUUACAUUUGUACAUGUAGAUUUCCACUAAGGUUUAUCUGUAUGCGUAUUAAUUAAGUCGGCACGCACGUGGCCCAAGCGUGUCAUGUGUAUGUAUUUUGUGUACCUAGUCCUAUACUGUAUAGCUUGUGUUUUUUUGUCACGUUUGCUACAAUACUUUUAGACGUUAUACGAUUUUAUUCACCAAUUAUUGCCUUUAAAGCGUAAAAUGUGUUAGAUUGGAAGCUUUGUUGCUUUAAAUUUAGAAAAAAAAACUUUUGUUUUCUUUUUUUUACGACCUUUGUUUAUAUUUAUUCACAUUAUUAUUAGAUGUACACGCCGGUGAUUAUAAUUAAUUUAAACGAAAAGUCUUAAUUGAGAAAAAAAAAAAAAAAAAAAAUUGUAACUCUGUUUUAAUCCAACAAGUAUAAGU
Copidosoma floridanum is the source of this 2003-nucleotide messenger RNA. Its product is annotated as tsukushi. The record is from RefSeq and is a predicted model, not a curated record. Gene Ontology annotation, molecular function: protein binding. NCBI's taxonomy places the organism in Eukaryota, Metazoa, Arthropoda, Insecta, Hymenoptera, Encyrtidae.